Thrips palmi is the source of this 1229-nucleotide messenger RNA. Its product is annotated as phospholipid scramblase 3. The record is from RefSeq and is a predicted model, not a curated record. Gene Ontology annotation, molecular function: phospholipid scramblase activity. NCBI's taxonomy places the organism in Eukaryota, Metazoa, Arthropoda, Insecta, Thysanoptera, Thripidae. Gene Ontology annotation, cellular component: plasma membrane. The transcript is spliced from 7 exons. Gene Ontology annotation, biological process: plasma membrane phospholipid scrambling. The coding region runs from base 96 to 1064 and encodes 322 amino acids.
AGCACGCCGUCGACGCCGCGCACGAGCGUGACAGCCGGCCGCGUGACGACGCGGACCACGCGCCGAGUGCGCCCGGCCCCGACGUCAACACCACCAUGGCGGCCCACCAGGACGUCCUCAACGACGGCAGCCUCUUCGACGUGCCGCUGCCCCGCGACGGCGAUGACCUCGCCCCCACCAGGCACUCCACCGUCGUCGAGUCUGACCCGCUGCGUCCUGCUGCAGGUUUCGCCAACCCGGCUUUCGCCGAUGACGUGGGCUUCGACGAGGAGCUGCCCGAGCAGAGGAGCUUAGGCGGGCCGACGAUCCCGUAUUCAGACUACGGCUCCGUGUCCAGGGCGCCCAUCCCCGUCCCCACAAUCUCGCAGGGCAUGGUGCCCUAUUCGGGGCUCCACCUCCUGGCCGGCGUGGAGGCCGUCGAGAUCCAGCAGACCGUGGAGCUGACAGACUUGCUGGCGUCGGUGGAGUCGGAGAACCGGUACGUGGUGCGGUCCCCGGUGUCCAGCGACACGCUGCUGGUGGCGGCCGAGACCUCGUCGUCGUGCCAGCGGCAGUUCGUGGGCUCGUCGCGGGGGCUGCGCAUGCGCGUGUACGACCCGAGUCGCCAGGAGGCGCUGCACCUGAGCCGCCGGCUGGCGUGCGGCGCGGGGGCGUGCGGCCUGCUGGGCUGCUGCUGCUACCUGCAGCGCGUCGACGUGCUGCUGCCGCCCGGCAGGCCCCUCGGCGCCGUCGUGCAGAACUGGAGCAUGUUCGUGCCCUCGCUGCACGUCGAGGACGUCGUCGGCACCGUACUCUACCGCAUCGAGGGCCCCAGCGUGGCGCCCUGGACCUGCACCAUCAAGGAGGCCGUCUUCAAGAUCACGAGCAGAGACAGCCUGGUGGAGCUGGGUUCCAUCUCGCACCACUGGAAGUCCACGCAGUCCACCUACACGACGGUCAUCAUCUUCCCCAGCGCGGAGCUCAGCAUCCACCACAAGGCGCUGCUGCUGUCGGCCGCCUUCCUCCUGGAAUACAUGUACUUCGAGAGUUCCAAGAAAAAAACCUGGCUGCCGUGUAUUUGCUGACCUCCACAGACGAGUGGCGAAACCAAAUCGCAGCGCGGUUCCAAAAAAAACCGGCACUUGUCUUGUCCGCGACCGGCACUUCAAACUGUUCCUUAUUGUAAGAUAAUCAAAAGUUGUUUUCGUUUUGUACUGUAAAUAAUAAAGUAAUUAGAAGAGAAACCGCUA